UCACAUCUCAAGGUACUCCACGUUCCUAAGUAUUCCCUGCGCAUGUUGAGUACACUCUAUGAGGAACAGAAACGCGAUUUUUGCAAUACAGUAAUUGCAUUGUUAGAUGGAGCUAAUUCUGAUGACUGAGGCUAUGGUCAGGACGCAUGAGUCAAGGAAGCUAUGGUUCCACCAUUUUUAACCUAGUGCACCGAUAGGGGCGUGUUACUUCACAUGUGAACAAUCUCUAUAAGUUUGUUCUUAAAAAAAAGGUGCGCAGGAACUUUGCUUACUUUAUGUUGACAUCUUAUAUUAUCCAGUGCUGAGUUUCGGACGUGCGUUUCCCAUUCAUCAUCUCCGAGGAGCUAUGAUCCUUGGAUUCCUGCUUGAACGAAUCGUGUCGAACGGUUCAGGGGUAGCAAGAACGUGGUUCAAGUUUUUGUCCUCCGGAAUUUAUUGUACUCUUCCAUCGUGGCGGCCCGCUUUUAUUGUCACAAGUCAUCGCUGUGUCGUUCGGUGAAUUCGUGUCGUUUGCUGAAUUCGUGUAAAUUGGUGUCAGUUGGAGGGAAGGCGUGCGGGUAACGUAGAUUUCUGAUGCGAAAUGAGGUGAACUGUUGGCGAAGAAAGUCAUCCCGUUGUUGUGGAAUUUGCUAUUGUUAUUUUUGAAAAGUCCGCCGUUCGAAGUUCAACAGCAAGCUAAAUAUGAUCACGGAGUUGAACAGCAUCACUGUUGUACUCAUUAUUGCGUUUGGAGCGUUGAUUUUCAUAUUGACGGCCGUCGUUGCGAAGCGUCAAAUUCAUCGGCAUGUUCUGAAAUCUCGUAAAGGUCCCUAUGUUCCGAUUGGUUCGGGGGCGUCCCGGGGGAUGCAGCGCGAAGUUUUGCGUAGACUAGAAAGGGUGUCGAAAAUCAAGGUGGAACCGAAGCUUCUGCAUCUGGAGAGGCAGCCUUCGCCUAACCAACGUCACGUUACCAGCCAACCAUAUUAUUUCCGCAUGAAAGCGAUUGAUGACAUGAAGUGUCUCGAGGAUGAAAUUCUCCAGAUGCACAAAGUUCCUUUUCGUCCAGCUGGGGAUAGUUUGCGGCUCUAUUUCAUGAGCCUUUUGAGUGGGCCGUUCCAGAAAGUUGAAUCCUCCGUUGUAAGCGACUGCUGUGACUUCUAUGAACAUGCCCGCUUCCAUCCUGCGCCUUUCACCGUUGCGGAAUAUGCCCUGUUCGUGGAGUUGUUAAAGAAAAUGAGACAGUCUGUUCAAAGUACAAAGCAAGUUAAAACGGACAAUGCGGGACAAAGGAGACACGUUUUUGCCGCCGGCUACCUUCCGCAUGGCGGAAAUGGAUUGAAUCUCCGCAUGCGAAGAAGUUCUUCGGCUGGUGCUGGUAGUGAAGAUUCCGCGAUUGGUCGAGACCUGGACAGCGACACUGGCGGAGAUAGUGGCAGUUAUGUUGACGCUCGCAACGAAGAAUUGUCCCCUCAACUACCAACUGAUGGUUCAGAAACUGCGCUCUGA
Molecule: messenger RNA, 1485 nt
Organism: Notodromas monacha
Lineage: Eukaryota; Metazoa; Arthropoda; Ostracoda; Podocopida; Cyprididae
Source: the annotation of a GenBank genome assembly